This is a messenger RNA of Suillus subalutaceus, 525 nucleotides long. RefSeq lists its product as uncharacterized. The coding region runs from base 1 to 525 and encodes 174 amino acids. NCBI's taxonomy places the organism in Eukaryota, Fungi, Basidiomycota, Agaricomycetes, Boletales, Suillaceae. The record is from RefSeq and is a predicted model, not a curated record. The transcript is spliced from 4 exons.
AUGGUGCCAAGACAUUAUCAGUCCCACACAGGUAAGGAGCUUACAGCAGCCUUCAAACAAGUGCUGAAAGAUUAUGGAGUAACAAGGAAGAUUCUUGUUGUCACAUGCAAUAAUGUGGCCAACAAUAUUGUGAUACUUGAAGAGAUGACAAUCACACUCUCCAAUUUUAGUGGUAUGGCAGCCCACACAAGGUGCUUCUUGCAUACCAUCAACCUUGUGGCAAAAUCUCUCCUUCAACAGUUUGAUGCACCAAAGAGCCAUGACCACAAGAAGCAUGUCCUGAAUGUUGAUGGUGAAGACAGUGAGGAUGAGGGUGGUGAAGCUGACAUUGAUGAUGAUGACAUCAAUGGGGACUUGAUUGGAUCUUCUCAACCCAUGGAUAAUAUCUUUGACAACAUACCUGCACUAGCACCUCCAAAACUGACCAACCUUGGCAAUGAACUUAACCACCAUCUUAAUGCUGAUGUGGAACAUGUUGAUGAUCCCCUCAUAAGGUGGCAUGAGUGCCAUGCAACCUUUCCUUGA